This is a messenger RNA of Ichthyophthirius multifiliis, 2565 nucleotides long. RefSeq lists its product as hypothetical. Lineage: Eukaryota; Ciliophora; Oligohymenophorea; Hymenostomatida. The record is from RefSeq and is a predicted model, not a curated record. Gene Ontology annotation, biological process: calcium ion transport. The transcript is spliced from 10 exons.
AUGGAAAAUAUAUUUCAAAAAAAUAAUUUGGAUAUUAUUAAAGGAUUAAUAGAAUAAACAGAUACUCAUUUAGAAUUCUCGACUUUUUAUCAUGACUUAGUCUGCUCAAUAGAUGAAUGUGAAGGUGGAUUUACUUAACCUUUGAUUCUUUUUGAUCAUUUUGAGAGUUUUUUGGACUUUAUAGAUGCUAAAUAUAAUGACUUAUUCGGGAUUUGUAUUAAAUUACUAAAUAUUCUUAUGGAAAAUAAUGAAACUUUGUUUCCUUAGAAAAAUAUUGAUAUGUUAUAAGCUAUUUUUCCGGAUAUUACUAAUUCUUAAUUAACAUUGGAAACUUUCUAGUUUUUAGAAGAGUUAUAUUAAGAUUCUGAAUAUUUUAUUGAUUUAUAAACUGAAAUUUUUAGAUUUUUUAAUUUGCAUUUUUUGAAAGCUAAAAAUGUUAUUUUUAAUUUCGAAAAGCGUUAUUUUGAGCUUAACUUAUUAAUAGGAAAUGAACUUAAAGUGGCUUAAUUAACUAAAAAAAUUUUUGCUUUAAAAUCUAAUAUUUAAUUACUUGAGAAGCUUUUAAGGUAAAAUAUUUAAGGAUUUGUUUCAAAGGUACGAUUAUUUUAAAAAAUGCUUAAAAAGUCUUCCAAUUUUCUUAAAGAUUAUGGAUUACAUGCUAUUUUUUUACCUUUUGAGAAUAUUAUAAGUUUCACAAAAUUAGUUGGAGAUGCAAAUUUUUUAAAUGGACUAGAAUUAAUGAAAAUUAAAGAAUUAGUUAUUGAAUUUAUUUUUAUUAGAGAUCUUUUUACUACUGUGAUGUUAUCACCUUAAAUUCCAAGAAAAUUAGAUUAAUUUUAGUCUAAUGCUUUAUUAGAAAAGGCUAAAUCGAUUCCAGAAGGAAAGCUUUUUGGUAAAAUAGAAGAUAUUUUUGAAAAAUAUGAAAAAUAAUUGGCUAAUAAAGAAUAUACAUAAAUAUAUAAUCCUGUUAAUAUAAAUAAUAAUUAUUAUUAAUUCUAUAAAAGACUAAUUAAUGAAAUAGAUUUUUUAAGCUAAAAAGAUUAAGCUUCUGAAUUGAUAAUGAAUAGUCCUUUAUAUUAAUUACAUUACUAAUAAACAAAACUUAAAAACUUCUGUAAAAUAAGUAAUAUUUUUUUGAAUUAUUUCCUUAAAUAAACCCUUAAACCUAAUUUGAUUUAUCCUUUUAAUAAAUAAAAAACUUCUGAUUAUUAUUCAUAUAAUAAUAUGUGUAAUAAUAUAAAAUUAUUAAAUAGAUUGCUUAUUUUCGAUACUAAAUUAUUCCAAAAUUUAAUAAGAGAAUAUAUAGAAGAAUCUGUUUAGAAUAAAGAAUUAUUUGUUUCUAUUUUAUAAAAAGUUUCAUAUAAUAUGCCUCUUUUAUUUUCUCUUGUUAAAAAUUAUGAGACUAAUUUUGAAGAUAAUACAUUAAGAAGAAUAGGAGAUUUAUGUGUUGAAUUUCUUUAAUUUUUCAGAUAUUUAGCUGAAGAAUAACAUGAAUAUCUUUAAAAUAUAAUAGGUGAAUAAGGAAUUUUAUUAAAAAUGAUAGGAUUAAGUGAACUUUUAUUUAAAUCUUGGUAAAUAGAUAUUCUUACUAAUAAAUCAUUUAUUUAAAACUAGAUUAUGGAAGGUGGCAUAACUUAAACCUUUGUAAAACUUUUUACAUAUUCUAUGAUUAAUUUAGCAGAAAUGCAUUUAGGUCCUUGCACUUUAAACUAAAUACAGACAGUAAAUUUAUUUACUUAAUAAAAAAUUUGGCCAAUUAUUAUAAAAUUACUUGUUAAUAAAACAUCAAAAUAUACUUCUACAUAAGAAACGAUAAGAGUUUAUGUAUUAGAAUUAAUUAUUUCAUUAUUAGAAGGAUAAAAUUCUGAUAUUUUAGAAAGUAUUAAUUCUUUUGUAAAUUAUAAAAUAUUAGAAGAAACUUUCAUUUAAACAUUCAAAUCUAUAGUGAAGACAUAUUUAAAAAUGGAUAUACAUGAAAGUUCUUCUAGUAUUGUAAAUCUUUAUCAUAUAUAAGAAUUGUUAAUAUAGAUGUAUAAGAAUUAAUUAGGAGAAAAUCUACAUUAGUCAGUUUUGUAAGAAAAGAAUUUACCAAUAAAAAUAAUUGUGAGCAUUUUAAAAAUACUAAAUAUUUAUAAAACUAUAUCUAAGGAAGUUGAAACUUAUUUAAAUUUUUAUAAAAAAAGAAAAACUGAUAAAUAAAAUUAUAAAAGUACUUAUAAUGGUAUUAUUACUACUGGAUUUAAAUUUUUGGAUGGAAUUAUUGCUGAAAUUGAACUUGUUAAUAAUUAAAAUAAAUUACAGACUUAUUAAUAUAUUUUACCUCCUUAAUGUUUUUAUUUAUCUCAUGAAACUAAAAUAUAAUUCAUGGAAUAAGUCGAUAGAAGUAAUAAUGGCGCAAAAUUAGGUUGCAUGAUAGAAAAAUUAGAAGAUUUUAUAAUUGAAAUGGAAGAAAACAAAUAUAUAUACUAAAAAUAUCAAACAUAUUUAACUUCUCUUUUAAAUUUUACAAUGUUCUCAUAUGAUCAUUCUAACCCUGUAUUUUUGUACUUGUAUUAAUCCUUUUGA